Molecule: messenger RNA, 915 nt
Organism: Danio rerio (zebrafish)
Lineage: Eukaryota; Metazoa; Chordata; Actinopteri; Cypriniformes; Danionidae
Gene: rfesd
Product: Rieske (Fe-S) domain containing
Molecular function (GO): 2 iron, 2 sulfur cluster binding
Source: RefSeq, marked provisional
AUUCACAACCAGCAGCACUAGGACGAGGAAACAAUAUUAAAGCGCAUCCAUGGAUGAAAAGAAGCCUUCUCGCAUGUACUUCAUUGGCAAAAAAGAAGAGCUCAUUCAGGCCAAGAGAACGACUGUAACGCUGGACGGAAGAGACAUCCUUUUAUUGUAUCAUCAGAGAACUUUUUACGCAAUGGACCUGCAGUGUUACCAUGCUGGCAGCACAUUAGAAACUGGAGAUAUUGAGGAAAUCAACAGCAAGCUCUGUAUCGUGUGCCCAAAGCACAAGUAUAAGAUCACUCUGGCUGAAGGCGAGGGUUUAUACAAGGCCACAAACCCAACUGAAAAAGUGCCUACCCCGCGGUGGUACUCCAAAGGCAUAAAGCAGAGAGUGCACAAAGUGACGGAGGUGGACGAGGACAUCUUUGUGUCUGUGUCCACCUGCCCGGUGUGGAUCGAGUCGGACUAUUAUCAGAGUGAGAAGGGCAGAGCGGAGCUGAAAAAAGCACAGGAGUCGGGCGACGCAGAGGCAGAUGUCAAUGCAGAUGAAGACGUUUAGAGAGAUCCUGAGGGAACCGCAUAUAUUAGGAUUGAGGAUUUCAGAGGCAGUCUGCAUGAAUAAAACUGCAAUCUGACAUCACCAAUCAAAAUAUUUCUUCCUUUUAGAGUCAGUGGCAGGAUUUCUGUGCAUCUCCGGGAUUCACUGCAACGGCUUGACUUUCAAGACCACAUUUCUCAGCUAAACACCGAUGGAUAAGCACAUUUUUGAGUUAUACGAUGACUUUCUUAAAAGAAGUUUUUAUUGUAUGUGUGAAUACAAUAUUUAAUGCAAAAAAAGCUCUAAGUUGCAAUAUUUUACGUUAAAUUUGGAAUUUGGAUGUCUUUUUGCAUUUAAGUUUCUAUCAAAUUGACUUAUAAAAAAAAAAA